AUGAGCUCUCGAACGGGGUAUGUCCGAUUGGAGCGUCGUUUCAAGACACACGUCCGGCAGUGGCACAUGCGCGUAUCAUUCAAGCGAUAUGCUUCAAACCGUCGGAAAAACACAAAUCAGAAAAGCCCAUCGCAGAAGUACUCGUUCUCGCACGUCACAAACCCGACCUACGAAGUUGCAGAUUCAGAACGACAGUUGAUCGCUGACAUAGCAGCUACCCCGUACUCACGUCUUCCAUCAAAGUCGGAUUUUCAGGACGAUUGA
Molecule: messenger RNA, 264 nt
Organism: Penicillium taxi
Lineage: Eukaryota; Fungi; Ascomycota; Eurotiomycetes; Eurotiales; Aspergillaceae
Exons: 1
Coding region: 1-264 (87 amino acids)
Source: RefSeq, a predicted model, not a curated record